AUGUCUGGCAGGGGUGGCGGCGAGACGGACAAGGACCUUGCUGGCGUGGGGCCACCGCCCAAGAGGGCCAGGGGCGAAGCGGCUGCUCCAAAAGCAGGUGCUAAUUCUACUAUUCGGGUGUGCUUGGUGUGCCGGAAGAGCGACCAGGACGUCGAAUGGCCCAAGACGCCUGGCGCGCCACCUGACGCAUGCUUGGUCUGCUUCACCGUGUAUGGCCCUGCACAGCUCUUCGUCAAGUGGAAUGACUGGGCGGCGUCGUGCCAUGCAGGAGGCGCGCACAAGGACAGCGUCGACGACGCCAGGAGGCUCCACCCGAACAUGCAGGCAGCAUCGCAAGCCUUGGCGCCAGUCGAGGUUUCGGACGGCGCGGGCACUAUCGUCGAGAUCUUCCGCGAGGGCAUGUGGAUGCCAGCGGCUAACAUCAGCGGGGAGACGCAGAAGAGCACCCCGAAGCAGCUCAAGAUCGGCGACCCCCUCAAGCUCACAUUCUUGGAUGGCCAAGAGUUGAAGGGCUACAUCUUCAACGACAAGCCAGGCGCCGCAGGGGACCUCAGGAUAAGGGUUGGCGUGCAGGCGAGAGUCGAUUCGAGGAAAGUCACCUUGCCCCUGGCUGGCCAGGUCGUCCAAGGCCUCGGGGGCCUCGCAGUCAAGCGCGCGAGGGACCACGACACGACGGGUGCGCACGCCAAGGGUUUCCUUUCUUUCUUGGAGAAUGGCGCGAUUGCGUGGGCCGACAUUCUUGCGAGGGGCGAGAGGGCCCACAGAGGCCGCCUUGCGCGCCGCUCGGGCAGGAUCCCUGGUGAUGAGGACGAAGACUACGAGCACGUCGCGUCCGACGACGGGGCAGAGGUCGACCCCUUCGCAUCCCCAGCGCCGUCCCGCGUUGCAUCGGGGAGCGGUGGCUCCCCGAUGGACACCGGAGGAUCUGGCUCCGCUGCGGCUGCGGCUGGGGCCGCUGCGGCGGGCACGGGUUCUGCGCCGCCUUCGCGCCCGCCCUCGAGCCCAACUCCUUCGAGCCCGAGGGUGCCUGUGACGAAGCCACCUCAGCGCACCGCGAAGAUCCACAUCGCCGUCGAUGGCUUGAAGAAGGCCGUGUUCGAGGUGGCCAUGGACUGGAGCACCAGGGCUCAUGAUGAUGACGGCGGUUCCGACAACGAUGACGACGGAGCUUCGUCGGUCAGGUCGAGCGGGGCUGGCAGCGCGGCGGGGUCUGCAGCAAGGGGGGACCGCACCUCCAGGGGUGGCAAGAACCCGACGUAUUGGACAGAGAAGCUGAAGGUCUUGCACGCGCUUUUGGGCACUACUGACAAGCGCGACGUGCACCACGCUAGUGAGUGCGCCGCUAAGUUCAUGCUGAAGUUCCCGAACGAUGACACAGCUCCGAAGCUCCAGAAGCACCUGAUUCGCAUCGGCGUCCUCCUGGAGAUCUCUCCAGCAGAAGUCCCCUCUACGGCAUGGCCAGACAUUAGGAAGGCGUACCUGGAGAUGUGCGUGAUCGAGCAUCCCCCCCUUGGUGUGGGGCUGCUUGCGCUCGUGGGCAAGAGAGCUACUGAGCUGGCUACCGCGUCUACCUCGGGCAUGAGCAUUAGGGAGACGGACAUCAAGGACCUUGCGGCAUGCGUCACGCCGUGGCGUACAGAAGGUGCAGCAACAGCUGAUGAGCCAGCCAUGUUUGAUGCCCUGCGCCCUCAGAUCCACCCGAUUGCUCCGAUCCUGACUGGCGCCGUGCAGGCCCACACGAUGGCGAAGUUCCUCGUUCAGAAGUUCGUGUGCCCGAUCAUUUCCUCAACCAACAACGAGAACAUAUCAUCCCACAUGUCGGCGGUCCGCACUCUCACGACUCUUUUGGAUUUGCCCGAAGACGUCGACGUCCAUCACGAAGUCAUGUCCUUAUGCGACAGCCUCUACUUGAGCUUUGGCGCUUUCGAGGCCGUGCUCUGCGUCGGCAUCACGACUGACACCAGGUUCGAUUACCUUUGCGACGUGGGCACAAGGUUCGUCGUGCGGCUCACUGCCAUGGACGAUACCGCCGAGAUCGAGGAGUGGACAAACACGAUGACUGAAGCGUUGAACUACUUUAAGCAAUACGCGAUGCUCUUCCCGCAAGAGUCGUGUGAGAAACUGGAGGAACUCAUCCAUUCUACUGGAGCAACGUUGUUCGACAAGCUGAAGCAGGCACCGACCACUGAUGACGAUAAAUCGGCUAAGCUCUCGACUGACGCACAGCGCCUUUUCCAGAGUUGCUGGACGGCGUUCCCAACCUUCGAGCAGCACGACAUGUUCAUCCAGGGUUGUGCCGAGAUCUUGAGCAGCAGUGUCAACAAGAAUUUCACAGCGACAGUUUGUAAUCUUCUCGAAGAACUCCUCAGUGCCUCCGAAUCCGCACGCGACGCUGAUCCUCUCGUGACGCUGGUGCAGGUCUUGGAGGAGCGCAGCGGCCUGCUCUCCGCGGACGAGUUCGAGAAAGGCGAGGCCGCCCUUUUGAAGAUCGCCAAGAGUAUAUUUCGCACGAUGGCCAAUCUCCUUGACGAUCAGGACGGGGGGCCACAGUUCCUUUUCACAGACAUACUUGCUGUGUGCCGCGUGCUGUGCAAGGUUUUGAGUGGGUGCAUGCGCGCCUGCAGUGAGGAGAACAAGAAAUGCGUCCGCACCCUGUACACCACUACGGAGUACAUCGUGGACGUGCUGGAGAGGGUACGGCCUGCGGAACCAGAUAAGAAGGAAGUCGAUGUUCAGCACAUCGUCGCCAUGGAGAUGGGGUCUGCACUCCAAUUGUCUCGCAGCGUCAAAUCGUUGAAGGGAUCCUGCAAGUCGGUCGUUCUCGAGGGUGCUCCUGUAUCUGAAGUGGCAGAGAAGUUAUCCGACAUGUGCGCCAAGGCGCUCGUGGAGGCUGGUCGCCAUCACACCUCCGAGCUCGUCACCAAAAACGCCCCACUCAUCGAGAACCUCUUCCGCGUGUCUGAGGCCAGGGCCGAGGGCAGCGACAACAUUUGGUCUAGAGACCUCCCCGAUACAAACAAAGAUUGGGACGCCUUCUGCGAAUCGUGCCGGGGCUCGCUGCUGAAGCUAGACGCGGACGAGCUGUCUAAGCUCAUCUCUAACUGCGAGGUCGAGAAGGAGAAGUACGCCGAGAUCAGGAACAUCUUCGGUGGCGACGACACGGAGUGGCUGGAUAUGAAUGGGGCUCUCGUCCAGGCUCGCGUUGCCGACACCGCCCACCGGCUCAUGAGGAUCGACUUGGACAAAUCGAUGGAUAAGCCGUCGAUGCGCAGUGCGACGUUGGCCGAGGUUCAGAGCCACGCGAAGAACGGCAUCACGAAGGACGUGCUCCCAGCCUUGCUCGUGCGGCGCAUGCAGGCUGCCAUGAAGCUGCAGGCGCUCCCUUGA
Messenger RNA from Prorocentrum cordatum, 3387 nucleotides. The record is from the annotation of a GenBank genome assembly. NCBI's taxonomy places the organism in Eukaryota, Dinophyceae, Prorocentrales, Prorocentraceae.